CUGUCUCCCGCAGCCCUCAUCCCGCUCGUGCUCUCUCCCGCAGCCGCCUCUCCCGCAGCCCUAUCGCAUAUGCCGCCGUCUCUCCUGCAGCAGCCAUUCACGAGCAGGACGACGCAGCCCAAGUCAGGAGGUGAAGAUGGUGUAGACGACGCAGGAGCAGGCGGAGGGCAGCCGUGCGCGGCUUCGUCGGUGGCUGGCCGAGUUUGGACACUGGCUGGAGAUCCAAUUAACUGAUCCAAUUAACAGCUGCUCCAAUUGCAGCUGCGAAAUUCAAUCCCUGGAAGGUUCUGCUGCUGUUGGCUGCACUCCAGAAUUUGAUUCCCCUCUCUAGCCUAACCAGUACGUGCAAGGUGCUAAUCAAAAUGUCCGUGGAAUCUUCAUCAAGUGGUGACAACGAAGCGGGGGGAGAAGCUGUUUCUGAGGAAGUAGAAUCACCUAUUGAUGACGAGCAGCAGCAGACUGUGCCUGUGCCUGGUCCAAUGCGUCGAGCUCGAAAACCAAGGACACCAUCUAAGUGGCCGACUGACAAGAUUGCUGUCACCGAGAUUAGUCCAGAUGAGAUGCCAACCGAGGUGAAAGCUAAACGAAGAUUGCGGUUGCUUGCUGGUUUGAUUGCUAGGCAGAAGCUAUCGUUAGUUAUGCCAUCAUUCAAUGACCUUACUGAUAAGGACAAAUGGAACUUGUUUGAGAAAUAUGUCAUGGACUAUUUGGUGUUCCCAGAUGCAAUGAAGCCUAUGGGGUUUAGUGCUGCAAUGAAGAUGAUAUCUAAGAGUUGGAGAAACCACAAAAAUAGGCUAGUAACCAAUUUUGUCGAUAAAGACCUCUGUCCCUUAAAGCAGUAUCCGUACAUUGAACGUGAAGAUUGGGAGGAAUUUGUGGCAUUGAAGCAGUCUGCAGCAGCAGUAGCGGCAAGUGAAAGAUACAAAGUGAUUCGACAAAAGAAUGUGCACAACCAUUGUCUGGGCACUGCAGGGUAUGAGGGAAAAUUGAAACAGUGGGAGGCAGAGGAUGCAGAUUUAUCCAGUAAAGGCAUCUCUAACCCAUGGGAUGAAUACCCUGAAGGCCGCCAUAAGUGUUGGCUGCGAGCAAGGAGUAAGCUUGUUGUGUCAAAAGAUAAAGCUGAUAUCAUCUGGUCACAGGAAGCAACAGAAAAAAUCUCUGAACAGAUUAAAGAGAAGCAAUCAGCCGCAGAAUCCUCGGGCAUCACUUGGGUCAUGGAGAAGGAUGUGCUAACUGCAUGUUUGGGUCCUGAACAGCCAGGUCGUGUGCGCGGUGUUUCAAGUUACACUAGCUGGAAGCAUGCAUGGCCUGAAUGUUCUAGCAUGUACAGAAAGAGAAAGAGGACUGAUGUGGAUGUGGAAGCGAUAGCAGCUCAAGUUAGAGAAGAUGUUAUAGCUCAAGUGAGAGAAGAUGUUACAGCUCAAGUCACAAAAGAAGUGACAACCAAGGUUACCAAAGAGGUUAGCGCCAAGGUCACACAGGAUAUCAUGGCCUAUCUUGCAGAUCAAGGGUUUCAGGUAAAACCACCACCUUCUAGGACCCCUAGCCCUGCUUGCGGACGGAGGAGCAGUUGUUGCUCAGCCACCAAUGAAUUGGACUUGGAGAACAUUUCAAUUGAUCCGGAUACCAUUGAUCUUCUUCAAGAGCCAACCCAGUGUUCCCUUAUAGCGAACCUUAGAGGCUAUCAAGCUGUGGUUGCAGAGGGUCGGGUGUUCCCAAUGGAAACUGAAUUGCAGUCAGUCCAAAUAGACCACGAGCAUGCAGUAGUCCAAGUGGAAUAUGUACAUCCAGGUUAUGAGAAUCAUGUGCUGCAGCCACCCCCAGAUGUUGAUACAAAUACACUUGGAGAAGCUCUACUAAAGAGAAUACAGUGGAGGAGGCUGCACAUUAUAGUCAACAGUACACAGCCAUCCCUAUCUCAGCCAAAUGAGAUCACAAAGAGUUCCAAGAGUGCUUCAAAGGGCACUAGUGCUAUUAUUUCUACAAAGCUACUUGCGGGGGCCAAGUCAACUUCAAAUCAUCAAUCUCCUGCCACAUCUGAUGCAACAAAUAGUGUGCCAAAGGACCCUAAUGCUGCCAAUCCUACAAAAAAUCCAAAGAGCUCAGAGAUGGGGGGUGUUGCCAACACUAUGCUGCCCACACACCCAAAAGUGGGUAUUGGAUCUCUUGGAGGGAGUGGAAAGCCGCCCAUGCAACAUAAAGGGGCUAGUAAGGCUGCUGGAGAGAGUGUAAAUCCACCCAUACCGCAAAAAGUGUCUAUUAAGGCUGCUGGAGCGAGUACAAAACCACAACAGCAGUGGUGUAGUCCUGGUUCCACCCAUACCGCAAAAAGUGUCUAUUAAGGCUGCUGGUUGUCGGUCUUACCCAAUGUUCCAGAACCACAUUAUGGCAGAGAUGUUGUCGCUCAUUGAAGUAGUGUCUUGCCUCAGUCCUUGUACUGCAGUGGUGUAGUCCUGGUUCCACUUUUGUUGCUGUUCCAGGAGUCGUCCAUGCUCUGCUUGCAUAUUCUGGAUGCCGAGGAUGGUGUUGUCGGUACGGGUGAAG
This is a messenger RNA of Sorghum bicolor (sorghum), 2544 nucleotides long. RefSeq lists its product as uncharacterized. The record is from RefSeq and is a predicted model, not a curated record. The transcript has 4 exons. Bases 363 to 2342 code for a protein of 659 amino acids. NCBI's taxonomy places the organism in Eukaryota, Viridiplantae, Streptophyta, Magnoliopsida, Poales, Poaceae.